Molecule: messenger RNA, 841 nt
Organism: Eucalyptus grandis
Lineage: Eukaryota; Viridiplantae; Streptophyta; Magnoliopsida; Myrtales; Myrtaceae
Exons: 3
Coding region: 16-378 (120 amino acids)
Cellular component (GO): Golgi apparatus
Source: RefSeq, a predicted model, not a curated record
UAUAAUUAUUGGUCGAUGGUUCCAGCCUCUAGACCAAAGGGAGCUCGUGGUCCUCGCUCGCUUCGAUCCCGGAACGGAAGUCCGAAUUCUCACCGGCGGAGAAGGUCUGAUCCCGUCGCCGUCGCCGUCGAAGAUCCAAUCGGCAGUCGGCAUUUCCUUCCGUCGCUCUCCGAUCGAGAAACCCUAUCGAACAUGCCUUUCAGAGCGAUGAUGGAAGUCGAGCCGCCGAGCCCGGUCAGGUACUUGAUAGGAGCGGCGAUCAUGAUGGCGGGGGUGGUGCUGCCCGUGGGAUACAUGAUGUUCCGCAACAAGCGCGCGCCUUCCGCUUCUUCCUCCUCCUCCUCGUACUCCAAGCAGACGAGCAAAGUGUUGAUUUAGAGACAGAAUUUAAUUCUUUGAUUUGACAAGGCUUACUAAAUCCAAAAUAGAUUAGAAGGAAGGCUUUCGGAGGCCUGCAAAUUACAGUUGUAAAUGCUUUGGAACUUCAGUUCAUCAUACUGUUCGGAGUUUCACUUCAAGCUUAAGAUAGUGAGUGAAGAUGGUUUCUUCUGUGUUGUUUCCCAGUUUUGAUCGGUUUGCUACAUUGAUAAGUCCCAUUUGUGCCUCGUUUCUUAUGUCUUCUUGCUGUGGGGAGCUCUUGGAUGUGUUAUAGGUUCAGUUUCCACUGUAUCUGGGUGAUCCGUACUUUGCUGCAUACCAGCGGCUUUGUCAGUAGAAGCUCACCUUUGCUUGGGAAGAUGUACCAUCGAAUUGGUCUUUGCUGAUGACUAAUAUUAAGCAUUUGAAAUGAUCAGUUUGUUAUGCCAAAAUAAAUAAAUAAAUAAAUAAUCAGUUUGAAUGA